GUGCUGGGCAGUCAGGCAGGCAAGCACUUAUUGCUGUUCAUCCGACUGCAUCGCGCUGUUGCGUGCACUGAUCACUGGUUGUCUCCCAUCUUUCCCCCUCCCCUUCAUACCUCGUUCCAUCUGCUCGAUCACCACCCGUUUUGUCCUCGUGCUUGUCAAGACAUCAGAGGUCCUAAGUUGCCUCGCUCACACUAUCUGCGCCACUGAGCGCCAGACCUCACGACCACAUUUCUCACGCGGUCUCUGUUUUUUCUCACCUUCGCAACUCGGCCUACACGUGACGCACCGGCCGGGCAGUACUUGAUCGUACACGUCACGUCUUCAAACGCCAAGCGCAUACAUUCACGACACCUGCAACGAUUCCGGAAAGCAUUCAUGAGAGCAGCUUGAAGCCCCCACUACUCGGCUCAGCUGUCGUCACUACCACCGCAUACGUUUCCCUCCUCCGACAUGAGCGCCGAGCAUUCUACCGAUUCUUCACCUCCCACAGGUGCCGGUGAGCCUUCAACUGCCACACAACUCCAAUCAGUGGGAGAGCCGUCAAGAGUGCACGCAGCAAAGCCAUCCGUAGCAAAUGCCGCCUCCCUCUUUGGUGCUGAUGGCGAUGCGGAUCCAUUUGCGAGCAUAGCUGCCGAGCCACAGACCGUUGACGGGGCAGAUGCAGGUGCUGGUGGCACCACUCAAGCUUCUGCGUUGAGCACCCUUGGAGAAGAAGCGGAGCCAGCAUACAGCUCGAAUGCGACACCUACCGCCCUGCAAGUGCCAGACAGUCACGCACAUAACGACUCGCUGGCAAGUCCGUCAAGCUUGUUCGGAGAGCAAACAGCGAGCGCUGCUGGUGUCGAUGACUGGUUUGGGGGCUCAGCAGCACAUGCAACUGCCGACUCUACAGGCGAUCAGCAGGGUCAAGGUGCGCACGGUGCAGACUUGGCAGAUCCUAAUGCUUGGCCAUCCUACGAUGACUAUGCUGGACAGGGCGCACAGGAGUACGGCGAGCAGCACGAUGCUUACGGCGCCUACGAAGGCUAUGACGCGCAACAGGCCCAGAAUGGACAGUACGGCUCAUACGAUCCCGCACAACAGGGGGCGUACAGCGCUCAGUAUGGCACGUAUGAUGCAUCUCAGCAGCACACUUAUGAUGGUCAAUAUCAAGCCCAAGAGAUGCCUCAAUCGGCGCCGCAGAGCGCUCAGCAGUAUGGAGCGUAUGGAGUGUCGCAGCAGCAACAGAAUACCUAUGAGGUCGGGCAGCACGAUUACGGCGCACCUCAAGGUGGUCAGGGCUAUGCGGACUAUUACAGCGAAGGCUAUGAUGCUGCCGAGCAAUCAGCUCAAAAUUACACGCAGCAGGCUGACAGCUACGAGGCCGGCACUGGCCACCAGAAUGGCUACGAUCCAACUCAUGCGCAUGCGAACUAUGCAGGUCAGCAAUCAGCUCAAAGCUACGCUGCCGACGUGUACGGGCAGCAGUACACAACUGAUCCUGCCAAUCAGUAUGGACUCCAUUCCGAUUACGCGAGCAACGCUGCGUACGACCCAAACGCCCAGCAAGGCGCUUACGACUACUCACGAGCACAUCACAACGCCCCGCAAAACGAGCCCGAGGAGAGUUGGCAAGAGUCCCAUCGGCCACAGCAUGACCCAUACGCACCUUCACAAGGUGUGGCGGGUGCGUAUUCGAGCGACGGUCAAUACUACCACCCUGAGAAUGCCGAGACCAACAAUUACUCAUACGGCGCACAGUACGGCGAUGCGACGCUUGUUCAGACAGAUCCUUACGAUCCUCACAAUGGCUACUCUGCUCCUUACGCAGCAGGGCCUUCGGAAGUCCCGACACAAGACGUGGUAUCUUUACCGCCUUCGGCCUCCCAAGCUCCACCCAAGGGCCCUCCACGCGGUCCACCAAAAGGCCCUCCGCGUCGCAAAGUGGAGACUGAAGCGCAGCCGGCCAGCAGCACCGCAGAGCAAAUUCGAGAGCCAGCAGCCCCUUAUGCGGCUGGUCCUGGAUCAUAUGAGAACACAGGCGUGGAGCAGAAUCCCACGGAACUUGAUGGGGCGGCAGCUGAGAGCGGAGUGUCUGGUUACGCUUCUCCUCAAAGUUGGGCGAACAACCUGGAGAGCGCUGUGAGCCCGCCUCCACGGGCAAAUGCGUCCAGUAGAGGGGCCAAUCCUUCGACCAUUGAGGACCAGAUUGUGCCACAACCUCCUGCGCUUACCUUUAGCUCGUACGAGAGUAGCGGGGCCCUCGAGGGUACGCAGCCCAGUCAGGCCGUUGAGGAGGAUGCGGAUCAGACACCACCAGCGAACGUUGCGCCUCUGCCCUCGAAUGGCCCGGAUACGGAAGGAGCUGAGGCUGCUCUUCGAGACUUGGAUCUGGAAGGCACAGAAAGCGCAGAGGCGCGUCAGCUUGCGGACGAGAACGGCCAAGACUCGCACCACGUCUACAGCGUAGCAGAUCCUAGUAACGAGGCGUACGGAAGCUACGCGGCCGCCGCAGCUACUGCUGAUGAAGGAGGCUCUGCCUACGAAGCUUUUGGAGAAGAGCCUGCGACUGCUGACGGGGAAGGACAAGGCUCGCUGUACGAGCAGCAAUAUCAGUCCGGCAGUCAGUCACAAUACGGCUACGAGCACCCUCCUGAGCCUUACGGACAAGAGACGCACGUGUCUCAGUACAAUCCCUACGCUCCGCGGAAUGCCGGUGUGAAUGGAUCGUACCAAGACAGCAACGCUUCAAGCAGUGCCAUCAGCGAAGAUGGUGGUUACGGAUCUUACUCGGCUUUCCAGAACGGCCUCUCGGUCGAUGACCAGCAUGAAGAGGCGCCUUAUUCUGCCGGCCCGCCAUCCAGCCAAUAUGCGGCUUUCCGCCAUGAGAUACCGCAGAUCAACCACCCGAGCAAUGCUGGCGAGGACCCCUACGCCGAUGAAGCCCCGACGCCGCGUAGCGCUUAUAUUCCUGCACCUGGCAGGGAUGUCCCAGAUGGUAGUCAGACUGCACCUGUGCACAGUUCGUCGCAUGACCUCAGUGGUGCACUCUCGCCGUGGGGUGCUGGCGGCGCUCAGGAGGCUAGAGUGCUCACCCCGAGCUCUGGAGGUACCACGAUUCAGCCGCCCACCGCUUUCAAGAAGCGCAUUCGUGACCUGGACCACUCAAGCUCUUCGGGGAGCUCCGGCGCGUACUCGCCCUCCCAGCAACCUGCGUCGUUGCCGCCAAGCACUGCCAUGUCCUGGGGAGGAACGGAUCUCAACGGAAGCGACUCACCUAGCGAAAAGUACGGCAGCACCCUGGGCAGAUCUGGCACGGUCACUCAGCGUAGCGUCAGCUCUCAAAACCUGCACUCCGCACCUGUCGGGGCAACCGACUCGGCCUCAUACUUUGCCUUGCAGCAGUCAUCUGCGCACGCUGGUACUUCGCCUGGAAGCAUUGGUGCGAGGUCUUCGUCCGUCUAUGGAGCGAGCAGUACAAAUUUGCAUGCGCAGUACUCGUCUGGUCAUCAGAGGCAACCGACGGAUUCAGCUGAAGAGCGCCAACGGGCGCGUAUUGGCAUCGCCACUUUUGGUCUGGAUGGCAAGCUCGUCACCUUUUUGCCAAACGCUGCUGCCGAGCCUGGCACCGGCUCGGGCGCGGGCGCGGGCACACCGUACGGCUUCGGAGCGGCUACGUCGCGCAUGACCGUCCGAGUGAGCCAAUUGUCAGCUGCAGUGUCUUCGCACACCUACGGCAAAGCGCUAGACUUUUUGCGCUUUCCUGGGCCCCUCUUCGAUGGGACUCCCGGCGCAGCGACUGGUGGUGCGCUUUCGCGUGGAACUAGCGGAACUACGGCAGGCGCUAAAGCUAAGAAGACUGCGCUGGUGAACUACUUGAACGAAGCUGUCGCUGAGAUGGAACGAGGUGUGGGCUACCUGAAAGGGAGAAGACCUUCCUUUGUUGGCUCACAUGCUCAAGGCGCACCUGUGGUUGAGGAUGAGGAGGGUGGUGCUGAUGGGCAGCGCGCUGAAGAUAGGGCUCUUUUGAUGAGACUUCUGCUGGUGAUGCUCGAACACGAUGGUAACACGCUGAACAAUCCCACCUUCGAUUCUGCAACGCGCAGCUUACUGCUCGAAGGAACACCGCACGUGACAUCCGGGAGCGGCAGUUUCGGCUCAGCCGGACUGCCCUUUGGGUCCAGCCAAGGUCCAAAUGCUGAGCAGACGUUGCAGAUUCACAAGCUCAGCAGCGUCUUCCUCGAUCGGGUUCAGACACUCUUGCGAGCUGGAGAGAGGAGAGAAGCAGUAGCUUUGUCAGUCGAGGGGAAAAUGUGGGCGCACGCCAUGGUCAUUGCUAGUAGCGUGGACAGAGAGUUGUGGAAAAGCGUCGUAGAGCAGUUCACGGACUCUGAGCUGAGCGCACGGUCCUCGGCGGAAGGCCUUCCGCAGGCGACCGAGGACGUGGACCGCCACAGUCUACGCGUAGCUUACGCCCUCUUCUCGGGACAAGAAUCCAGCACCAUUGCUAAAUCAUUCCGGACUUCAGAAGCUCAUCAGCACGGCCUCACGAACAGCUACGACACCAUCAAAGCUCCGAAGGGUGCGCCUCGUUGGCGAGAGGCUGCUGCGACCAUCUUGGCGAAUCGGGGCGUCAGUGGCGAUUCGGCAGCUCUGACUGCUAUGGGUGAUGGGCUCCUGCAAGGUGGCUGGGUUGAAGCUGCUCACAUUUGCUACUUGUUAUCGCCACAAACAGCCGCGCUAGAUGGAGUGGACGGACCCGCGGUCAGACUCACCUUGCUCGGUGCUCAUAGCCCUGCUGCUAGCACGGACUAUCUCAGGGACUUGGACCACAUCUUGCUCACUGAGAUCUAUGAGUUCAUUGGGUCAUUGCGACCGGUAGCGAAGGGCGGGGAGGCCUAUCCAGGACUGCCUCACUUGCAGGCCUUCAAGAUGCUGCAUGCACAUCACCUUGCAGAGCUUGGCGACACAAAGGGCGCUCAAAAGUAUUGCGAUGCUGUCGCCAGCGUUCUCAAAGGAGGCAAGAUGUCGCGCCAUUAUCAUCACGCCUUUGUGGGACAGCUCAAGGAGCUGACCGAACGUGUGAAUGGAGGUUCGCAGGACAGCAAUGGUGCUAGCAGCGGCUGGAUGACCCGCAAGAUCUCUCAGAGACCCACCAUGGAUGGCAUGUGGAGCAUGCUCGAAGGCAGAUUUACCAAAUUUGUAGCUGGCGAGGACGGCGAGUCGACGGUCGACGCCAAGUCCAAUGGCAAAGGCGCAAGAGCGACGGGAAGGAACGAUUCUGCCUCUGGCACAAACACCGGUGCUGUUGGACCUUUCUCCCAUUACAGCGCCAUCACGCCGGACAACACAUCUGGGAAUAUCACACGCGUCCAGUCUUCUGCAGACUUUCACGCCUCGAACGUGUAUGGACCGGGCGCUCCGUCGGGCAAUGGCAGCUUGCCACCGUCCCGUGCUGGCUCGGCCAUGGCUUUCGAUAUAGGACAGACGCAGACACCCCUCCAGAGCUCAGGCUUCGAGACCAGCUACCCGUAUGGUGCGCCAUACAGUGCCGGUGGCUCGGAGUGGGGUCAGCCCCCUACGGCAAGCUCGCUCAAUUCGGCUUAUGCCAAUCCGAGCCAUACGCCUGAUCCGUACAGCAGCGACAGGGGCUCAGACUAUGGUGGGGGUCCCUACACUAGCUACGGAGCGACUGGGAACGCACCGUGGCCGGGAAGCACGGGAGGGUAUGGCGCAGGUGAAGAAGAGCCACGCAGCGCCCUGCAGCCACCGGAGGAGCCGUACUACGGAUACCAGCCGCACGGAGCUCAACAGCCGCAAUUCUUUAGCAACGUCGGUGGCGAGUCGUCCAAUGUGGUGGAGUCAGAAGAUGGUUUCAUCUCUACGAUGGGCUCGUCCUUUGGCGCACCGGUUCCGACUGCCUCAUCGCACGCUCAAGCCAGCGCUAGUACUGCUCGCUUCGAUGAGCCCGACGACGAAGAAGAUGACCUUGGCUUUGGGAAUGCGAGCACCGCAAAGAAAGCGAGGGAGCGCGAGGAGGCGUCUAAAGCCGUUCAAGAGAGCGAUCCUGGCAAAAAGGCAGACAAGGCGCCCGAGAGGCCCAAGGAUGAUUCCAAAAGUGGGGGAGCCCCAGCAAAGCCUGAAAUCAAACCCAGCGGCUCUUGGCUUGGCCGAAUCUGGGGCCGCAAGGAGGCACCUCCUGCUGCAGAUCCUCCGGGUGGGCACAAAGCACAUUUGGGAGAGGAAAGCGUGUUCUAUUACGACAAGGAUCUCAAGAAAUGGGUCAACAAAAAGGCCGGAUCCUCAGCGCCUUCGGCGGCCGCAACGCCUCCGCCUCCUCGAGCUCAAACAGCCUCGCCUUCCGUGGGAGGUCCUGGGGCCGCCAAGCCACCUUCCCGUACGCCAAGCGCCAUGAGCAUGAGUGCGGCGUACUCAGCUUCGGCAGGUCCACCAUCGAGCAGGUCUACGCCGCCGCCGCCGAUCAGCGAAGAAGGUUCUAGCAGCCAAGAAACGUCCCUACGAGGUCUGGCAGCUCCUCCGCCCUCGGCAUUUAGACAAAGAUCCAAUCUGGGCGAUCCCAACCUGCCAGCUGCUUCGCAACCGACCAUGCACCGAUCGGCGUCGAAUGCGAGUAUGCCAGGCGGUGGCGCUGGACCACCAGGAGCCUCAGCUACGCCUCCUCCACCCCCUGUUGCCACCGGCACAGUCGGUCGCGGGAACAAGAAACGGCCGAUUGCUAGCCGCUACGUCAAGGUGGAUCCGUGAUGGUCGGCUCGAAACUCGCUUGUUCGAGUAGUUGUAAAUGUACAAUAUGUUGCAGAUCCGCUCUUAUCACCUUGCCCUUGCCCCCUUGAUGCAUUGCCACGCUGACGCCAAAUAUGGCUCUUGCCACGUCGACAGACGCGCUUGCGUGGCAUGGUGUAAUGACGAUCACCAUAUCUGCUAUCUGGUUGCGAAGGCGGAAUAACUCGAUGACAUUUAGAUUGCG
Molecule: messenger RNA, 6967 nt
Organism: Ceraceosorus guamensis
Lineage: Eukaryota; Fungi; Basidiomycota; Exobasidiomycetes; Ceraceosorales; Ceraceosoraceae
Exons: 6
Coding region: 451-6744 (2097 amino acids)
Biological process (GO): Golgi organization; COPII vesicle coat assembly; autophagy
Cellular component (GO): endoplasmic reticulum exit site; ER to Golgi transport vesicle membrane
Source: RefSeq, a predicted model, not a curated record